Messenger RNA from Fusarium fujikuroi IMI 58289, 1515 nucleotides. Its product is annotated as related to cytosine deaminase and related metal-dependent hydrolases. The record is from RefSeq and is a predicted model, not a curated record. Bases 1 to 1515 code for a protein of 504 amino acids. Gene Ontology annotation, molecular function: hydrolase activity, acting on carbon-nitrogen (but not peptide) bonds. The transcript has 3 exons. Lineage: Eukaryota; Fungi; Ascomycota; Sordariomycetes; Hypocreales; Nectriaceae.
AUGGCUUCUAGACUUCUCCUUCAAAACGGUACCGUGUUGCAGCAUGAUGCGCAAGACAAUGUCAUCGCACUUAAGAACACCGACAUCUUGAUUGAAGAUGAUCGUAUCAUGGAGAUCGGACAAGCUAUUGAACCUCAAAAUGCAUCCAAGAUUGACUGCGAUGGGAAAAUUAUUGCCCCUGGGUUCAUCAAUGCCCAUCAUCAUGUUUGGCAGAGCCAAUUGAAAGGGAGACUUGGCAACUCUACAAUGCUGGACUACAUGCUUGAAGCGAACUUCCAAAGCUUCAACUUUAAACCGCAAGAUUUCUUCUGGGGUCAACUAGCUGGCUGCCUUGAAGCACUCGACGCCGGAACAACAUGCGUCGUAGACAAUGCACACGGCGCGUCCAGCCCCGAACACGGUACAGCUGCAUUAAGUGCGACCCUGGCAUCUGGAAUAAGGUCCAUAUUCUGCCAUGGCGUCAUGCCCUUACGAGCUGUAGAAUGGACAGAGUCUUCAUUUGAGCUUGAUCGUUCACCUCAACCCGAUUGGCUGCUGCCUCAGAUGGAUUAUCUUGCUGCAAAGGCUCCGUUUGGAGAUGACAAGAGAGUGCAGUUGGGUUUCUUCUUCGACAGUCACUUCUUGCCAGAGAAUGUAAUUGCUGAGACACUUACGCAUGUGAAAGAGGCUGGAGUGAAGCUUAUUGUGAGCCACUACAGACACUGGCCAGUUUCGAAGGGACAAUCUCGAGUGCCGGAGCAAUUACACGCCAGUGGUCUUCUCGGCCCCGAUAUCCUCCUUACGCACGGCAAUGGAACAACACCAGAACAAGCGUCUCUACUCACUGAAGCCGGAACUUACAUCGUCUCAACCCCCGACGCCGAAAUCUUCAUGGCAUCAGGCGCAGAUCCAGUAGCGUUUCGAGAAGACCUCCCACUGAUGUGCCUCGGAGCUGAUUGCCACUCCUGCGGACCAGUCAGCAUGAUGCACCAGAUGCAAAUCGCACUAGCGAGUGAUCGAGGAUCGCAAAAUUCAAAGACUUUCGCCGAAGGUCACUAUCCCAAGAAGAUGCGGGCAACGGUACAGAAAGCGUUCAAUCUAGCUACUAUAAAAGCAGCUCGUGCGAUCAACAUGGAUAAGGACAUUGGAUCUAUUGCAGUGGGCAAGUUGGCGGACUUGGUUAUCUUCGACACGACUUCUCCUUCAAUCAGCUCUGCAGCUGAUCACGACCCAGUAACUGCUAUCGUCCGCCAUGCAGGUGUCAGAGAGGUUGAGACCGUUAUAGUCGGUGGAAAGGUUCGCAAGCAUGAUGGAAGUCUGCAGAACGUGCACUUGGCAGAGGGCAGAGAUGCUGGUUUCGAUCUCAAGCUCGAGGCAGUUGACUCGAAGGACGUGUUGUCGUGGAAAGAAGUUGCAAAGGAGUUGGCGAGGAGUCGAAGUGAGAUCGAGAGCCGAAUUAAUAAGGUUAACAAAGAACUAGCUAAGGAGAAACUUAUUGGGAUGAUGGGAGGCUUGAAGGACAUCUUGGUUGACUGA